Molecule: messenger RNA, 723 nt
Organism: Penicillium malachiteum
Lineage: Eukaryota; Fungi; Ascomycota; Eurotiomycetes; Eurotiales; Aspergillaceae
Product: putative 2-haloalkanoic acid dehalogenase
Exons: 1
Coding region: 1-723 (240 amino acids)
Source: RefSeq, a predicted model, not a curated record
AUGUCUCCCCAAAAGCACGUCGUGUUCGACGUCGUCGGCACAUGUGUCUCCUUCGACGCCUUCUACGCCGGUAUCGACCGGGUCAUCGGCCAGAAACUCCUCUCCCACAAUAUAACCGCUCGUUCAUUCGGUUUCACCUGGAUGACAGCCGCAGAGCUCGAAUUCACAUUCCUCUCAAUUUCAGAGCGCUACAAACCCUACAAAGAGAUUCUUCAAGCCCUCUUCUUUCGAACCCUAUACAUGAUGGGCGUAGAGAACCCACGCGACUUCGCAACAGAAUCCGAGCGAGACGAGUGCGCACAAGCCUAUUCCGAGCUGGAGCUCCGACCUGGCACGAAAGAAUGUUUCGGCAAACUUAGAGAAGCCGGGUUUACUGUUUGGGCUUUGACUACUGGUGAUGCGAAGCGUGUACGGGGUUACUUUGAGCGUGCGGGAUUGGAUAUGCCUUUGGAGAAUUUUAUUAGUUGUGACUCGCAGGGCGUGGCUAAGCCGGCACUUGCGGCUUAUAGACCUGCUCUGGCGAGGUUUGCUGAGGAGGAUGAUAAGUGGUUUGCUGCGGCUCAUAUGUGGGAUGUUACGGCUGCGGUUAAGGUUGGAUUUCGUGGGGCUUAUUGCACUAUUUAUGAGAAGGAGUCUUGUGCGGAGAUUUUUGAUGCGGAGUUGGAAGUUACAGAGGAUACUUUACCUCUGAUGGCUGAGGGGAUUAUUGCUGCGUCAAAGUAA